CUCGUUACUUACCUAGGUAGAGACAAACAUAAACAAUACAAAAUUGAACUGAAGUUCUUGGGUUAAAAUUCGGUUUAUGAGAAGCUUUAUUUAUUUUAGAUACAGGUUUUGAGGAGUUGCUUCUUGUAAGGUUUUACUGGGUUUUCUAACAGGAUAAGACAGAAAGUUACGAACCGUUGUUUUAAAACAUCAAUCCCAAAUUGUUCGUGAUGAAGCCCGUAGAACCAUCGUCAAAACGAAGAUGGAGUAGGCAUCGUAAAGAAAUGUGUAUUGUUUCCAAAAGACUGGAGACAUUCAAGAAAAUCUCAUGGUCACUUAGUUCGCCUAGUCCAGAACAACUUUCUGCCGUUGGGUUUUACUACAAUCCUAUUCAAAAGCCCCAACAGAGGAUCGAUAAUGUAACAUGUUUCAUGUGUUCGAAGUCGUUUUACGACUGGGAAGAAAACGAUGACCCGUUAAAGGAGCAUAUAACACAUAGUCCUAGUUGUCCUUGGGCUUACGUUUUAUCAGCUCGUAAUAAUCCACACCAGGAUCCAAAGGCUCCUUCAUUAACAAAAUGUAGAGAAUUGACGUUUGUUGACAAAGUAUGGCCAUAUAUCAAUCGUUCCGACUUCCAUUGCCAGCCAAAUACGAUGGCGACUGCUGGCUUUGUAUUUACCCCUAGUAUAGACUCGAAGGAUGCGGCACAUUGCCUAUACUGUAAUAUUGACCUUCACGAUUGGGAAUCGGAUGAUGACCCAUACAAAGAACAUCAGCGCCGUCGUCCAAAUUGUCUAUUUUUUACGUGGAAAGAUCCUACUGCUUUAUCUCCGACCAAGUAUUCACUGCUUUCUUCGUCGAAUGUUGAUUUUGAAGAUGUCUCUUUAUCUGAACUCGUUUCCAAUUCAUCGGAAAAGAAUCUUACAAAGCCAACAAAUGAGCCGAAACCUACUCCUCGGAGGAGGAUAUCUUCUUUAAGUCAAUCUCACCCCUUUUCUUUGUAUUCAAAUACUAAAAAUGAUUCCUCUCUCGUGCAACCCGAACAUCAGGGUUCAUCACCAUCAAAACCUUUCACAAUGAAUUCUCCUAAAAAGAGAGGGAAACAAUUAAGUAAAAAAACAAAGGAAGCAGUUUUUAAGCCGGCUAGGCCUAUUUUCUCAGACGAAGAUGAAGAUGAUCAGCCCAAUUUAAAGUCGAGUCCUCCCAAACAUCCCUCAAACACUAGUAAAAAACCCAGUUCAGAACAGGAUUAUUCAUCUUACAUGAAUGGCUCCCAUAUUCCUAUCAAUACACCCUUACCUCCUUCAACUCCUCCUUCUCCUAAUAGAACCGACGAAAGUUAUCAUUCUGUUCAUUCUCCUAUGACUAGUACUUUACCACCUAUUCAAGAAGAUGUCGGAGAAUUAAAUAGCAAAGAGAACUCUGUGAAUUUUUCCACUAAUGCCGAGCAUACGAAUGCCCCUUCAACGAGCCCUUCUACCAUUCCUACUGAACCGAUCGCUAAUUCUAACUCCCUGGACGCAAACCUUCAAAUAUCAAAAAAGAGAAAAUCGUCAGAGGUAGGCGCUCCUAAUCAACAACAGACAGAUAUUGGAUUGGAAUCAACUAUUCCAACCGCUAAAAGACAGUCUUCUGAAUACCCUACAGCUUCUGAAACGAAAGUCCAGUCCUCUUCUAGUGAGUCUGAAUUAGAAGCCUUUUCGGCGGAGACAAGUAUAUUUGAAGAUUUUCCUCAAAAUCAAUCAAAUGAUCUACAUGGUUCUUCCUACAUGACUAAUGACGAUGAACCUUUGGCCAGAUUACUCGAAUCUACUAAGCACACGCUAGAGAAAGAAGAUGAUUCACCAACAAAAUAUGAAAAAAAGAGCGAAAAGGCUCCUGUUUCGCCUUUAAAAGAUAAUUCAUCAUCCCCCAGUCUUGAGGCUGUACAUACUCCAACCUCGGAUUUUGGUGGAGAUUCUGUUACUGAAUCAGAAACUUUGACGGCCUCCUCAAUCACUCCUACAAGAGAACUAACUUCAAAAGAUAAUGGCAGUGAACUACUGAAUACGAAUUUAUUUACAAACUCAUCUCCCGAGCAAAAUAUCCGUGAACAAAGCUCCAACGAAAUAAAAACCAAAAAUGAUAAAGGAGAUUACCAUGAUUCGAAACCACUUCAGACUCUAACAAAUAUUGAGAGAACCGCGUUAAAGCGACCAUCUAGUUUUUCAAAAAAUUCAUCACCAAACGAAGGUAGAGCUUUAUUAGAUUCUGAGGCCGACGCUUUUCGUAAUUCUAGAGAUAAUAAAGAAGAAUUGAUUCCUAAACGAAAUGCUUCAACGGAUAUAAGUACGAAUUCAGCAACCUCCGGGGAAGUAUUCCACGAUUCUGAACGAGCCUUUUCUGAAGCGGAAGAACAUUCUGAGAAAGAAUCGAGAGUAUCGAGGGCUUCCCAGAGUAAAAUUGAAUCACCAAACCCCGAUGUUUAUAUUGAUAGACAAACAAGUCUGAAUAUUGAAGAUGGCAAAUCUAUAGGCUAUAAAAAUAUAGAGGAUUCUUUAGAAAAAGGUCAUAUCCUGUCAAGCACCUCCCCUGAAAAGGUGGUUAAAUACGGAUACAAGCAUUCUUUGCAUAGUACUCCGAAAGAUUACAAAGAGUUGGAUGAACUUCCUGAAUUUUCUGCGUCUCCGUCAAAGUUUGUGCAUGAUACGUCAAAAAGUCCGUUCGAUCCUCUUUCUCAAUCUUCAUUUCUGGCUCCGUCUACACCUAUGAAGACUAAAUGUGCUGCUCCGCCGUCUAUUCAACCUUCGCUGCCUCCAUGGGAACCAGUUGACUUCUCCAGUCUUUUAAAAACGCCUGCAAACAAAUAUACGGAAUCAGAGAAUCUCACGGAGCAAGAAUUAGAUAUGACAGUAGAGCAUUGGAUUAAAUAUCAGUACGCAAAGUGUGCUAAAACCUUUGAAGAAGAAUGCGAACGUCAAAUUGAAUGGCUUUUGAAAGAAGGAAAGCGAGCUGAAGAUUAUAUUCAAAGUCUUUAAUUAAAUUAUUCCCAAAUGUAUUGUACUUUGCAUUUUUUUGAAUUUGUUAUAUUUAUAGUUCAUGUCUAUUGCCGUUUGGUUAUUUGAAUAGUUUUACGAUCUUUAAUUUACAAAUAGAAACUCUCUUUUCUGCGUUUG
Schizosaccharomyces octosporus yFS286 is the source of this 3134-nucleotide messenger RNA. Its product is annotated as survivin. The transcript is spliced from 2 exons. The record is from RefSeq and is a predicted model, not a curated record. The coding region runs from base 210 to 2996 and encodes 928 amino acids. NCBI's taxonomy places the organism in Eukaryota, Fungi, Ascomycota, Schizosaccharomycetes, Schizosaccharomycetales, Schizosaccharomycetaceae.